Molecule: messenger RNA, 2494 nt
Organism: Phialemonium atrogriseum
Lineage: Eukaryota; Fungi; Ascomycota; Sordariomycetes; Cephalothecales; Cephalothecaceae
Exons: 1
Coding region: 168-2237 (689 amino acids)
Biological process (GO): double-strand break repair; replication fork processing; resolution of meiotic recombination intermediates
Cellular component (GO): Holliday junction resolvase complex; nucleus
Molecular function (GO): DNA binding; crossover junction DNA endonuclease activity
Source: RefSeq, a predicted model, not a curated record
CGUGAGCCCGCGUCGCGCUGGAAACCCAAUUUACCUGUCAAAGGAACCGCCAAUCAUACUCGUGCCAUACGGCCAUGUUGGAGCGGGAGUAGACAGCAAUUGGGGCUCAUCCGUUCGCAUUCCUCUGCCCGUUAGCCGCGAACUUCGUCACCUAAGCCCAUCAAACGAUGCCCGUUGAAGUUAUUGAUCUUCUGUCCAGUCCCCUUUAUGCGGCUCAAUCAUGGCCGCAAGAUUCACUAUCUCAGUCAAGGAAAGUCGAAAUUGGGGGAAACAGUCGGGUUCCAGAUCUUAACUUCGUUGAUCUCACAGACGAGACUCUGGAUCGGGACUCUUGGAACCAACCCAUAGCCAGGGGACGAGUACAGGCAACCAACCGAAAGGGCCAAUUGGAUUCAACAAGGGUCAGCGCCUUGUUUCUAUCAGACGAUUUUGAUACGACUGGGGAUCUUGAUGGGGAUAAUGACUCCUUUAUGUUUGACUCGCGUGCGAGGAAGAAGCCUCGGCUCUCAAAGGGCCAAGACAUCUUGUCAUCAACGGAGCUUCCCACUAUCAGGAACACUUCUCAACCAGGUCCUUUGAGGAGACUGAACUCCGUCGCCGACCUGGACCCCAUCGAGUUUUCGGAUCCUCCCGUCAUAGGGGCAAAACCCGCCAACAAGUCUCUAGAUUUCCUGGACAGCAGUCUCUUUGCCAGUUCAUCGCCAGCACACAGGGGCAAUAGGCGAACCGAAGAUGCUGCUUCUAAACUCGUGACGAAUACCCUCCGCGACGACGACCAUCAACCUCAGCUUGCUCGAUCACCAAAACGGUCGGCAUUGUGGGAUCCCAUAUCCAGUUCUGCGCCACAACAAGGGUAUGACAAUGGCCCAACUGAUAGUCCUCCUCGCGGACUGCGUCGAACCGUGUCGGACGUCAUUACGCUCGACGAUUCAAGUGAGGAUGGCACCUCGGUCUCGGAAGACGAGUUCCCCGAUAUCACCAAGGUCAGAACCCGAAGGCAAAACCCCAAUCUCAUUCGGGGAUCAAUGCCCAAGACAAAGAGAGCCCCAAAAGCCCCAUCCGGGCCCAAGAAGAGUGCUGAGGAGAGAGCAAAGGAGAAAGAAGCACGGGAAGCCGAAAAGGAGCGAAAGAAAAAAGAGAAAGAGCAGGAGAAACAACAACGGGCCGUCGAGAAGGAAAGAGCCGCCGCGCUGGCCGAAGUUAACAAAGUCCGGACAGAUAAGCGACUUUCCUCAAAGGAGAUGUUAGUUCAUCUCCCGGCCAGCCUUCCUCAUGCCACCACUUUACAAGCGGAGACGCUGCUCAAGGAUCUGGAUGUGGAGUACCAGUCAUGGACGAGCCCUGUGGACAACGUCGUCAAAUGGAGCCGGAAGGUCAAAUCCAUAUAUAACGAGGAACUGGAUCACUGGGAGCCCGUUCCCUUGCGGGUUGAGCCUGAAAAUCAUGUAAUUGUCAUCCUCCACGCGGCCGAGUUCGUAAAGCUCGUUCUCAAGGAGGAUGGCACCGACGUCAAGGCCCAUGUCCUCGGCAUGCGGCAGCACUUCCGUGAUCAUGUUCUCAUCUACCUGAUCGAAGGCCUCACGCCCUGGAUGCGCAAGAACCGCACGAUCCGCAACCGCCAGUUCGUCUCGGCUGUCCGCAGCGGCCUCUCAGAGGAUACUCCCUCCUCCUGCUCCUCCUCCUCCGCCGGCCCACCCAGCAGCAGCCAGCAGCCACCGGCACCUUCGCGCCGCAAGAAGAAACCCAGCUCCGCCGCCGCCUACGUCGACGAGGACGCCAUCGAGGACGCGCUCCUAGACCUCCAGGUCAUCCACGGCGCGCUCAUCCACCACACGUCCCUCGCGCUCGAGACGGCCCGCCAGAUAGCCAUACUGACGCAGCACGUCUCGACGGCCCCCUACCGGCGGCAGCGCGAUUCGGCCAACGCCGCUUCGGCCGCCUUCUGCAUGGAGACGGGCCAGGUGCGGGCCGGCGACGGCGCCGGGGACACGUACCUGCGCCUGCUGCAGGAGGUCGCCCGCGUCACCGCCCCCGUCGCCCACGGCAUCGCCGCCGAGUUCCCCUCCGUCCCGGCCCUCGUCCGCGGCCUCGGGGAGAGGGGGCCCCUCGCCCUCGAGGAGCUGCGCAAGAGCGCGAACAAGGACGGCGCGUUUAGCGAUAGGCGCGUCGGGCAGGCCCUCAGCAAGCGGCUGCAUAAGGUGUUCACGGGGAGAGAUGAGCGGAGCAUGGAUAUCUGAGGCUUUGAGGGGCGUGGGGGAAUUGUUGUUGGGUUUUGAUGUUAACAUUAUAGUCGUCUCGUCUCGGGUAGCCGCCCGUCAUAUCUUCCGAAUGCCCCUUAUUAUUGUCACCACUGGUUGGUUCCUGCAUGACGUUUGUGCCACAUCAAAUUCAUCACAACUCAACCCCUGCAGGGUUCGACAGCAUCAUAUGGUCCUUUCUUUGCGAAUAAGAGUAUUGUGUCUAGGUUCUUGAUCUAAACUUUUACAGUCGUUUA